CAGCUUUCAGUGAGGGAGCAUUUUAACAUUUUUCAGCAUUGACACCAUGAAACCAUUAUCAAGAGUGACUUCAAAUCAUGUAACAGUUAUACUAAAAGAAGAAUGCACUGGUAAACUGUAAAAAUUGCUUUUAAAUAUGCUUUUCUUAAAAUCUCCAGGGGAAUUUUGUUGUUUUGUAGAGUAUUUCUCUUCUUCCUGCGGGUAAUGGGAAAAACAUAAAUGACAUGAACACCAACAUUCACUUACAGUGUACUGCAGAAAGCAAUCAUUACUAGCUGUAUAGUGGGAAUAGAGAAGAGCUGGAACAUAUAAUUCACAACAUGACUUGAACAAAAGGCAAAGUGUUUUUGCUGCUGACCAUAAAGGCACUCCUCCUCUUUUUCUGUGCCUGUUUCUGGCUGCCUCUUGAACGUUGUACUUCAGAUUUAGAAUUACUUUAAAUGCCAAAUACAAUAAAAAAGUAAAGGAACCUGUCUUAGUGACACAGUUGUUGGGUUGCACAGCACCCAGUGACACACAUGGUACAAGGAAAAUCGACCUCACAUACUGUAUGAAGUUUCACAUUGGUGAACUGCACCAUAAAUUUUACUGACCACGUUUCUCUUCAUCCUGAAACACUGUUUUGACUAUGCAAAACAAUGGGUGAAAUUCAAGCACCACAUAAGUCACAUAAAACCAAAGAGCUGGUUUCUCAGCACUGCUUUUCUCUCUGUUUUGGUUCCAAGUCUGACCAGAGUUCUGGGUCUGAUUUCAAUCUCCAGAUACUUCUGCAGUGGCCAGGGCUUUCAGUGUCAGGGGGGGGAAAAAAAAGCUAAAUACUGUACGAAAAAACAUUGCGAGACGUAAUCAGAUAUGCCAUAUGACAUUUUCUUCUCUCGAACUCAAAGUGCACUCGUUCUCUCACUCACACACACACACACACACACACACACACACUAACAAACACUAGAACACAGACAGAAAAGCACUCGCAUGCACAUGCACAGAUGCAGACACAAAGUAUGCUCCAGUAGUCUCACAUACAGUGCACACAGACACACAAGUACGUGCACAGUAACACACAGCUGCAUGCACUGUCUGCCUGCCUACCAGAAAGUCGUAGCCCUUUUCCGCAGACAAUCCUUCACUGUUUCCUCCAGUCUCCUAAUUGGCUUUACUCAGACCCAGCCCAAAGACCUGAGUCAGAAACAAUUAAAAACUCCAUUUAUAUUCCUGCAGUGAGCACAUGGGCUCCCACAGUGUGUGACUACACACAUCAGCCCUCAUCAUCUGUGUGUGAUUUUAAACUUCAGGCCGUUUUCCAUAUUUAUUUGAACGUGGCCAGACUUGAAAGCUUUGUGGACUGAACAGCGAAAAGCUCUUUUUGAUCAUACAAAUAAUCUGUAGCUCGUCCAACAUUGCCUUUUAAAUAAAUAUCUGAUUCAGAAAAUAUUAGCUUUCCGAGCAGCCUGUUUAUUGUUUGAGUUUUCUGAGGCUUAAAUUGACUAAGAAAACACUUUCGCUUUUACAUCGACAUCAGUGAAUCAAAAGCCUGGGAUUUCAAAAGGGGGCCUGACAGAGGUAAUAACCACGUUUGACAAAUAAACAAUCCCCACAUCUCCAUCCUCCAGCCCACUGAAUUGGCCAAACCCUGCACAGGACUGGAGCUUUCCAGACAGGUAAUUACCUUUUGCCCCAACAGCCAUUUUUAGAACAUACCACAAACGCAUAAGUGACCACAUACCAAUGAAAGAAAAAAAUAUGCGAACCAGCAAAUCUCUGUUUUACCCAUGUAACUAAAUCCAGCAUGUGGACAUAGAUUUUUAUCAGAGUGCAUUUGGUUUUUCAUUUGUAAUGUGGGCAGUAGGGAACUGAUUUAAUGACAGGAGUGGAUCUAAAAUAGGAUGUGGCAUCAUUUGAGUCAGAGAUUUAAGAUUACUCUGUCAACAUUACAGCAGGGAUGGCAAUCAGAGUCUUUGGUGUACCUUUUUGAUCCGUCACUUUAUAAAAUGCAACUUGACAGACAGGCAGACUGAAGUCUGACUGAAGACUGAAGCAAGUGAUACCUGAUUAUAUGUCAGAAUAGAUCACAUUAUCAUUGGUAUCACUGUCUUUGCUGCAUUUAGGACCCAUUUUCUCAAUAACAAACAAUUCAGUAAUCUUCAAUUAUUUGGUUUUUCAACAGAUUUAAAACUAUAUGGACAGAGAGUACGGACAAGACAAGGAUAAAAAUGAAGACAAAAUAGUGUGAGUAAAGAAACUAACAUAGACAGAGAUUGAAGAAAGUUGGUGUGUGUGUGUUUGUGUGCAUGUGUGCUUGUGUCUCUAUAAUAUAUGAGGUGUUUGUGGAGAUGAGCCUUGCGUGCCAGGGGCCACAGCAGGUGCAGUGCAUCUCUGGAGUGCCGUGUCCUAGUAUGUAUCGGGUGGGUGGUUGGGUGGGAGGUAUCCUUCACCCUCAUCAUCUCAGCUUUCUCCACCUCUCCUCCCUGUUGAUAUAAAUAAAAAUGGACAACUCACGACAAAAGCAGCAGGGGUCCUCUGGAGCAAAGGGGACAAGUUUUUGGGUGCCAGUGAGGAGGCUUAAGAGGUGGCGAUUUGAGAUUCUCUGUGGUUAUUUAAGGACACUUAAGCGCAACAAGUGCAAGUCAUUCUGAUUAGACAUUUCAAUCUGUUUGGAGUAGUUGGAUGAAGUUUGUAAUGUGAUGAGUGUGAUCAUAAAUUUCAAGUACUAUUAUCAUAUUUGUGGGUUUUUUGUGGGGUGGGGUGUUCCAUUUUUAUUUUAUUUUAAACACUGGUAACUGGAUCAACAGGUACUCAUACCAAAAUACAAAAUAAGUUGUUUUUUAGUAAAGUGAUCAAGGUUAGGCAACUAAAAUACUUGGUCAGUCUUGCUUAGUCUUGGUUAGUUAAGCUGUUUGAACAGACAGCCAAAACUGGACUCUUUAGCUCUUACCUGGGAAUCUAUAAAAAUAUAUAAUUUUAAUGCAUAAGUUCAUAUAACUUCUUUGGUUUGUGAUAUUAAAGUGUUUGGUCCAGUUAUACUAGGAAAAUUGUGGUUCCAAAACCAGAGCCAACAGGUUUGGCAAAAAGGCUUUAAAUGCUUACAGUGUGCAACAGGUCAAGUAAGAAGGUCAAAGAUCUGGCAAACCAACAGAAUUGGCCAUGGAGGAGUAAUACUGGCAUCAGGUAACCCAACCAUUUCUGAGGAAGGCAGGAAGAUCUGAGGUGGCCAGGUUGUUAGAGUCCCUCUAGAGGGCGCUGGCUGCUGAAUAGGUGCAGCAGAGUAAGCAGGUGACUUGGUCAGGUGGUGCAGAAGAGGGAAACUCAGAGAUGGCAAACAGUGGGCAGGCAGAGAAUGGAAGACACAACAACAAAAAGUCAGAAAACAGGAUGAGGCUAAGGAGAGAACCUCUGAGGAUGUAUCUUAAUGUGUCCGUGUCUUCAGCUGAAGAGGGAAAUGAUGAAGGAGGCACCAUGAAAGGUGUGUGGAGCCCGGAGGAGGAGGAGGGAGAGGAGGGAGGGGGUUUCUCCCGUCGUAUACCCUGCAGAGCCACUCUCUCCUGGGAUUGCCAUGCCAUCAACCUCAGAGGAUCCACCAAAGCAGAUCACUGUGGAUUCAUUUCUCCUGCAAAACACAUGACAGAUGGAAAUAGCCAGAGCAGCAUGUGGCUGCUGGCAACACUUCAACUGCCUUUCACCAAGCUGUGUGUCGUACUGCAAGACUGCACUGUCCAUCUGAGCGGGAUGGAGGAGGAGGAGGAUGAGAGAGGAGAGGAGUGGGGGAUGAGAAGAGAGACGGCAGACACGCUGCAGCUGAUUGAAUCAUGCUGGAGUGAAACCAAUCUUUCUGUGAUACAAGAUCAGAGGAGGUUUUGUGCACGACUGCCAUGCACUGAAGCCAUAUGCUGCCACCCCAACCCGCACACCUCAAAGCGCCAUGUGUCUGCAGGCCAUUCAUGUUCCAUUACUGAGCUUGUGGGACCAGCCAAAAACAACAUUUUGACCUCACAAAACUUUGUUUGAAAUACAACCAAAUUAUAAUAACAAAUGAUUUCUUGCCCAAAAAUGUGCCAAGCAAAGUAUUCUUUUUGCUCUUUGUGAGAUAAUAUUGUAUGACUGAACAAGGGGCAGCAUCACGAGGAGCAGGACUGUCUUCCAGGUUUCUUUUCGCGUAGAGUUUUAAUUUUGGGAAUUUAUAGAUUUAAAUGUUGAAUUUAUUCAAAUAAAUAAUAAUAAAUAAAUAAAUAAAGCAUUUGGAAAGUAUAUAAACCAUAACCAUUUGUUUUUGCAAAUGAACAUUAAUUCAUAGGCAUCUCAACCCUUGAGGAUGGAACAAGACAGGAUUUGUCCUCUUGGGAGCAUGAAUGAAUAAUGUGUUUACUAAAUUUUAUUGCAGUUUCACAGUUACAUUUUGCUAUUUUUAUUUGUGAACAUGUGGGGGAAUUCUGGUCAAUUGCUGGUGCUAAAUGAAAGGACAUCAAGAAUUACAGUGUGUCCUUUGAGGGCCCUGAAUAAUGAUGCCAGUGCAAUUUGUGACACUUGGGCUUGUAAUUGUUGAAAUAUUCUGAUCUGGAAACACACAUACUAAGUUCAUAUUUACAUGUUACUGUUAUAUGUCUCAUGAAAAGCUCACCAUGACACAAUAUUUGGAACCAGUGCUUCGUAAAAUCAGUCACAUGGCACAGUUUGGGUCUUUACUGAGACCUGGACUGAGCAGAUUAAGAGACCAGAGUUGCU
This is a messenger RNA of Lates calcarifer (barramundi perch), 4716 nucleotides long. RefSeq lists its product as uncharacterized. Bases 3310 to 4002 code for a protein of 230 amino acids. The record is from RefSeq and is a predicted model, not a curated record. The transcript is spliced from 6 exons. Lineage: Eukaryota; Metazoa; Chordata; Actinopteri; Centropomidae.